AUGCAAGACGCGCGAUACACUCCCAAUCCGCUCCGUCCAUACUACAAACCUGCUUCGAUUGGCGUGGCCGACAUUUCUUCCAAUGCCACCACUGGAGCCUCCAAGCCGACAUCAGGAGCGACCUUUUCCUUCCCAGACCUCGACUAUUCCGACUAUAUAUCUGAUGCUGCACCCUCACUCAAUCUUUCAAUCAAGUCAAUAAUCGACCAGACGGUAUGGAAAUAUACAAGCGUCGUCUUUGCACAGCCGUUUGAGGUUGCAAAGCUCAUUCUACAGGCACGCGUCGCUCAAGAGAGUGAUGGUGACCGGCCUAAGAGACAAAGUCGCAACGUAGAGCAAGAGGAAGAAGCAGUAUCUGCAUACGAUUAUGACAACUCCUCAGACGAUGAACCCAACUAUUUCAGCUCCAGCGCCCCGUACGAGAGACCUCUGUCCAGCGGCUCCCCGGAUCGUGGAAGAAGAGGAAGACCUCCACGCAGUGAGCCCUCACCUCUCCACCGAGAUCGUCAGCAAGCGUCAGACGGCUAUCUUUCUCUCAAAAACCCUCACUCUCUCAUGGACGUCUUGUCCACUCUCUCCUCGAACAGCGGUGCGUUGGCUAUGUGGAGAGCGACGAACUCGACAUUUGUCUAUAACAUUUUGAUCCGGACAUUAGAGACCUUUUUCCGAAGUUUCUUAGCAGCAGUGCUUGGGAUCUCAGAGAGCGAGGUUCUGCUUCCACUAUCUUCGGGUUCCAUACCAGAUACUUCAAUACUCUCGUCACCCUCACCCAUCUCUACAGUUCUCAUCGCAACUGCGGCAGCAGCGAUGUCAGCACUCGUACUCGCACCGAUCGAUGCUGCCAGGACUCGACUGAUUCUCACGCCAUCAAGCCAAGAACCAAGAACACUUUUAGGAACGUUGCGAACACUUCCAACCUCCUAUUUGAUCCCUUCGCAUUUGAUACCCAUCACAUUCCUCACCUCGACAUUGCCCACACUUCUUUCGGCAAGCACACCCGUGGUUUUGAAGACAUAUCUGGGGCUAGAUCCAGCCAUGAAUCCAGCAAGUUGGAGUGUGGCCACAUUUGCCAGCUCGACCCUAGACUUAGCCAUCAAGUUUCCACUUGAGACCGUUCUACGAAGAGCCCAGAUCGCUACAUGGACUGCCCCAAAUCAAUUACUACCUACUUCUUCCUCCAAAAGGAAAGCAGUGACAACAAUUGUACCAGUCCCACAAUCCUACCGUGGCAUCUUGCCCAUGAUAUGGACAAUUAUCAAUGACGAGGGAUAUUCAGAAUCUGAAAAGGACAAAGCAGCGGCAUUACUGGGUAAAGCACCCAGAAGGAAACGCAAAGGACAGGGUGUGCAAGGGUUGUACAAGGGUUGGAGAGUCGGGUUUUGGGGCCUUGUAGGGGUCUGGGGCACCUCGUUCAUCGGAGGAAUCCAAAGUGGCAGUGAGGCCGCCAGUAACGCGGGAGUCCAUGGCGGCAAAUUCUGA
This is a messenger RNA of Exophiala bonariae, 1479 nucleotides long. RefSeq lists its product as uncharacterized. The transcript has a single exon. The record is from RefSeq and is a predicted model, not a curated record. Gene Ontology annotation, biological process: mitochondrial fusion; mitochondrial coenzyme A transmembrane transport. Lineage: Eukaryota; Fungi; Ascomycota; Eurotiomycetes; Chaetothyriales; Herpotrichiellaceae. Gene Ontology annotation, cellular component: mitochondrial inner membrane. Bases 1 to 1479 code for a protein of 492 amino acids. Gene Ontology annotation, molecular function: coenzyme A transmembrane transporter activity.